GCGCCUACGCGAAACGGUCGGUUAAAAGACCGUCAAACGGGAUCGGUAUCGGCGGCAAAUUAGCGGGAAUGAUCGUAGAGGCGUGAAUUGCUUACGAAAAAAUUGCAAGAAACCGAAACGUGUGUGGCUAGCUUGAGAGUGAAGAAAGUUUUUUGUUUAUUUGUUCAAACUCAUUUGGAUUACCACUCGACAUGGCGCUCAAAGAAUUCGCAGUCUACCUGUUCUUCUGCUCAGUUUGGUUGAAUACGGCUUAUGCAUCGACGGAAUAUAAUCGUUAUGUGACGCAGAUAUUUCAAAAGUACGGCAGUGGAGACACCAUUAACUUUGAGGGUCUUGAGCACCUGAUGUACAGCCUAGGAUUGGGACACAUUCAAUUCGAGUCCACGCACACCAUAGACGAGCAUCGACCCCAGGGCUAUGAAUACGCCAUGGAAACCAAAGUCGAUGUACAGCCCAGCACUAAUGAGAGCCAAACCGACAUCCAGCUGACCGAUCAGCACUCGAAAAAGAAUCAAACACAAGCGAGUAAUGUUACAAAAAUCCUAGAGUUCAGAGAAAUGCACGAUCCGAAGCACAGACAUCCAAGGGAGAGCACAGUUGCCCUCGAUGGCCAACGAUUGCCAGCAGCCGCCUGUCUGUCGCCAAAAUCGCUGCUGGCUCUGAUCGUGGAUCACGAUGAUCUGCAUCGGAAUUCAAUCUACAAUCGGAUCGUGAAGAAUGAGAAGCACAAUUCGGAGGAGGAGUACAAUGAGUUCAUCAACAGUGUCCUCAUCACACCCAAUGCAUUCCUUAAGCUCUGCCCGGCGUUGCUCUCUCAGAUUGAUAAUGGAGUCUGCAUGCAGCCGGCAAAGCGACAAGCACACAAUGAUCAGGAAAAGAAAGACAAAAUUUGGCGCGCUUGGAUAUACGCCAGCAUCUCCAUGUUUGUGCUGUCAGCCUGCGGUCUGCUUGGCAUUCUGCUGGUGCCACUCAUGAAGACGGUUGCCUAUCAGGAGAUCCUCAAGUUCCUUGUCGCCAUUGCAGUGGGCACGCUGGCUGGCGAUGCGUUGAUGCAUCUACUGCCACAUGCACUUUUCAAAGAGGAGAAGCACGAACAUGCCGUUGACACGCUUAGGUUGACAGCCCAAGACGAGAGCCACAAACAUAGCAGCGAGGCAGCUUUGCUUUGCGGCUGUUCAUUUCUAGCCGCACUCUUUAUGUUCAUGCUGGAGAAUCUGAUACCGCUGCUCAAGGGCGAUCAGCAAGGACAUGGUCAUGGUCAUAGUCACACACAUGGCCACAGUCACAGCCAUGCGGAGAAGCCCCAAGCCCCAGCACAGGAGGCACCUGCGCCACGUGAACUGAAUGUCAUGCUAAAUGAAACUAAGUUGGACAAGAAGGCGCCUAGUGCUCCAUUAACUCCCAUCGCAUUCAUGGUCAUCAUUGGCGAUGGAUUGCAUAAUCUCACCGAUGGUCUAGCGAUUGGAGCUGCCUUUGCCAGUGAUCCCGUCACGGGCCUAGCCACUGCCUUUGCCGUCUUGUGCCACGAACUGCCUCAUGAGCUGGGUGACUUUGCCUUGCUGCUCCAAACAGGAGUCUCCAUACGUCGAGCUGUUUACAUGAAUAUUGUGAGCUCGGUGCUGAGCUUUGUUGGCAUGUCGAUUGGCCUGCUGCUGGUCGGCAUCGGUGACGGCGUGACUCAGUGGAUCUACGCAGCGACAGCAGGUUCUUUCCUAUACAUUGCCUUUGCGGAUUUGGUGCCCACAAUGAGUGUGGCUCACAAUCCGGAACUAGCGCGUGAUCCGAAGGGUAUAAUAAUUCAGAUUUUGGGUAUUUUCUUGGGCGGUGCAAUAAUGCUGGUGAUUGCUUUGAAUGAGCAUGAUUUGGAAGGUCUAUUUAAGGGUGAAUAGAUGUAGUGAGUGCCACAGUGGCAUUGUGUAUGGAAUCUCAAUGAAAAAUACAUGGCAAGUCACAUCUAAAUGCAAAAUUCAAACAGCAAAUAAUUCAACUUGGUUGUCUCCCUUCCAAUCUAUAGGGUUGUAUAGUUAGUUUACCGCUUGUACAGUCAAAAAUACCAAAUCAAAUGCACAAUUGUUGGCAGCAAAGAACUAGUUAAUAUUGCUCGUAUGAAAACUAUGAUUUUAUGCUCGAGAAAAGUAUGUAAAUAAGAUUCUAAAUCCAAAUAUAAGCGUGCGACUUUUGUAGUUUAAGAACUCGAUCUUUAAUGA
Drosophila albomicans is the source of this 2207-nucleotide messenger RNA. It is a transcript of the gene Zip71B, whose product is annotated as zinc transporter foi. Gene Ontology annotation, molecular function: zinc ion transmembrane transporter activity. The transcript has 5 exons. Gene Ontology annotation, biological process: intracellular zinc ion homeostasis; zinc ion import across plasma membrane. Gene Ontology annotation, cellular component: membrane. The record is from RefSeq and is a predicted model, not a curated record. Lineage: Eukaryota; Metazoa; Arthropoda; Insecta; Diptera; Drosophilidae. Bases 192 to 1889 code for a protein of 565 amino acids.